Nicotiana tabacum (common tobacco) is the source of this 880-nucleotide messenger RNA. Lineage: Eukaryota; Viridiplantae; Streptophyta; Magnoliopsida; Solanales; Solanaceae. The record is from RefSeq and is a predicted model, not a curated record.
AUGUUGGAAUUUUUUGUUUGUCCUUCUGAUAAAGACCAUGUGACUUUCAUAGACAAGUUUAUGUUCUUUCUAAUAGAGUCUGGUAAUUUUGAGUCAUACCCAUGGGGUAUCAAAUCCUUCAAGCAGGUUAUUGAAUCUGUCCGACAUCGUCUUAAUCCCCAUGUACAUUCUUAUCUGAUACGGGGAUGCUCAUUAGCCUUGCAAGUGUGGCUAUAUGAGUGUUGCUCGUCCAUCAGCACCGAGCUUGCUACGAGAUGUUCUGAAUCUAUACCUUGCAUUUUAAGAUGGUCAGCUACAAGGGGGCAGAUUUGGUUAACUGCAAUUGAAGAGAAGAUGAUCAAGCCUGAGUGGAUCAAGUUCACAAACAUGAUUGAAUCUGGAGAAGAGCUUGGAGUGCUUAAUCUGCCAGACAAGAUUCAAUAUGAAGAUGAACAUGGUGCUCAACCAUCACAUGUUCCAACUGCUGCUUCUCCAUCAUUUGAACCCAAAUAUACAGAUUGUCAAGAGGACAUUGAAUCUGUCAGUAGCAAGCUCAUGAAGUUGGAAAAGGGGAUUGUGCAGGUUGAUGGAAAGUUAGAUGCCUUUAGGAAGGCUGUUUUUGAGGAACUCUCAAGCCUUCGAGAGUUCAUAGAUUAAUCUUUGAAGAGUGUUAUGAAUGUGAUAAACAAGAGGUUUGAUUUGGACGAGUCAAAUUUUGCUGGUAGUUCAACAAAAAAUAAUUACCAACAUCAAGGAGAGAACAACCAGCAAUUCCAGUUCAAUGCUGGUGAUCAACUGCAUGGAAGCACAAGCAAUACAGCUACAAUUUCUCCAGAACAUUUUCAAUCACAUGUUGACUUAUAUCCUGACUUCCAAGAAGCAGCUGAGGCAUAUAAAACAG